AUGUGCUUACGCAAAUGUACAGAACGACCGAAAGAUUCAACCGAACAGUCUUUGGUGGCAAUGCUUGAAGAACGCCUUAACGAGGCAGAAAGCAGCAUUCAGGACUAUCGAGACGAGAAUACCGUGUUGAAAUGCGAGCUACGAGAUUUGCAGGAAACGACUUACGCAAACUCCGAUGCGAAACUUAAAGAAAAAAUCACUUGCACAGAAGCGCUCUGUGACGAACUAAUGGAAGAAAAUGAAGCUUUAAAAACGGAAGUGCGGGAUUUACAGCAGGAAAUCGAGGAAAUGCAGGACCAGUAUCGCGAAGAAGAGAUCGAAGAGUUCCGAGAACUGCAGAGGGAGCUCGAGCAGAAUGCCAAGAACUGUCGUGUGCUGCAAUUCAAACUUCGCAAAGCGGAAAGGAUGAAGGAGCAGACCGACGCUGAAAAAACUCAACUGCAAACUCGUCUAAAUGUAAGCUGUGAUGAAAGUGUCAACUUCUUAACCUUAAAAUUUCAUCUUCAUGUUCAGGAUCUGCUCGAGAACUCGAGCGAUGCCGUCGUUGCCUCAACGCGGUCUGAUGCAGUGCGGGUCAAGGAACUAGAAUCAGAGCUGAGGAUUGCAAAAGAGGUAUAA
Molecule: messenger RNA, 618 nt
Organism: Cylicostephanus goldi
Lineage: Eukaryota; Metazoa; Nematoda; Chromadorea; Rhabditida; Strongylidae
Source: the annotation of a GenBank genome assembly